CAUCUAAUUAUAAUAACGUCUCUCUCUCUCACACACACACAGAGCCUCUUUUUCGUUUUCACUACUCUCGGGAGACAAAGCACAUGGUGUUUGUUUUCGCCGGCGUCGAGUCGCAAGGAUGAUCUCUAUUACCUCAUCGGAGCUGAACUACCUCGUUUUCCGGUACCUUCAAGAAUCAGGGUUUACGCAUUCAGCAUUUGCUUUAGGAUAUGAGGCGGGGAUUAAUAAGAGCACAAUAGAUGGAAAUUUAGUUCCCCCUGGUGCUCUGGUUACCUUUCUACAAAAGGGAAUUCAGUAUCUUGAAUUGGAAGCAAAUUUGAGCAAUGAUGACACAGAUAUGGAUGAAGACUUCCAGUUCUUACAACCCAUUGAUCUUAUCACGAAGGAUGUAUAUGAGCUGCAAAAAAUAAUAAAAGAAAAAAAGGAAAAGCUUCGGCAAGAUAAACCUAGGGGAAAAGACAAGGAUAACAACGUCCAUGAGAGGGAGCAUGGACGAGAACCUGCUAGAGAAAGGGAGAAGGAAAAACAAUUGAAGGAAAAAGAGCAAGAUCGAGAUCAGGAGAGAGAGAAGAUUGAGAAGGAUAAGGAGAGAGAGAAAAAUAAGGACAAAGAAAAACCACGUGAGGAUCUCAUGGACGCGAAAGCCAAUGGAGAUAAAGAUGUUGUCAGACAUGAGGAGAAUGGAAAGACUGCAGGUAUUAAAUCUCAAUAUCCUAAUCUUUAUGAACUUUACAGCUGCAAGCCAUCCUGGAAUAUGCAUGCAUCUGAUACAUUUGGUUUGAAUUUUGUUAAUCACAUUAUAAAGCAUAAAAUUCUUAAUCACUUGACUUUCUGGAGCUGCAAAACAGAUCCAGAGCCAAUGGAGGUUUGCACAAGCUCUACCUCGCUGCCAUGUGAAAUCCCGAGUUCUGAUGUAAUGGUUUUGGAAGGCCAUACAUCCGAGGUUUUUGCAUGUGCCUGGAGUCCAGACGGUUCACUUCUUGCAUCUGGAUCUGGAGAUUCUACUGCUAGAAUUUGGACAAUUGGAGAUGGUCCUUGUCAUUCUCGUAUGCAAAAUGGGCCUGUAGAUGUCAUGGUAUUGAAGCAUUUUAAAGGUCGAACAAACGAGAAAAGCAAGGAUGUCACAACACUCGAGUGGAACGGCGAGGGAAACCUACUAGCAACGGGUUCUUAUGAUGGUCAAGCUAGAAUCUGGAACCGAGAUGGGGAACUGGUAAAUACUCUAAUCAAACAUAAAGGGCCUAUCUUCUCGUUGAAGUGGAAUAAGAAAGGUGAUUAUCUCCUUAGUGGUAGUGUAGACAAAACUGCCAUUGUGUGGGAUGUAAAGUCAGGCGAAUGGAAGCAGCAGUUUGAAUUUCAUUCAGCUCCGACUCUUGAUGUUGAUUGGCGAAACAACAAUUCCUUUGCAACCUGCUCCACUGAUAACAUGAUUUACGUUUGUAAAGUUGGAGAGAGUCGGCCUGUCAAAACUUUCUCAGGACAUCAGAGUGAAGUCAAUGCAAUCAAGUGGGACCCCUCAGGCUCCUUGUUGGCAUCGUGCUCUGAUGACACCACGGCUAAGAUAUGGAGCGUGAAACAAGAUGCCUGCGUGCAUGAUUUCAAAGAACAUGCCAAGGAGAUCUAUACCAUCCGAUGGAGUCCAACUGGCCCUGGUACGAGCAACCCAAAUCAACAAUUGUUGCUGGCCAGUGCCUCUUUUGACUCCACAGUGAAGCUAUGGGAUGUAGAACUUGGCCGUCUCCUUCACAGUCUGAAUGGCCAUAGGGAUCCCGUGUAUUCUGUUGCAUUUAGUCCAAACAGCGAGUACUUGGCAACCGGGUCAUUGGAUAGAUGCUUGAACAUAUGGUCUGUGAAAGAGGCCAAGAUCAUAAAAACUUACAGUGGAAAUGGUGGAAUCUUUGAAGUUUGCUGGAACAAGGAAGGCAACAAGGUUGCUGCUUGUUUUGCGGACAAUGUGGUCUGUGUCUUUGAUGUUCGGAUAUAGAUGUUGUGGAACAAACAGGCAAAGAUAAUGUUGAAGAUGGUCGAGAUCGUUUAAGCACUUGGAACAAGUAAUACCUUAAUUUGUGACAGAACUCUCCUUGGACGUAUGUACAAUUGUAGGACAAACUGAAUAUUCAACAAAUCAUAUUUGGAGUACAUUGUAGAUAGUGCAGGUAAGUAUUAUGGCACUGACGUAGGUUUAGGUUUUGGCAGAGCUGAAACUGUAAUUACUGACUGUUGCACUGCGUUGAAGUGAGGAAGCUGCAGUGGCAGUGACCGCACUGUUAUGAUUUAUUUGUUGCUCAAAUGCUGACAUUGAGUUGUUUAAUUUCAUUGUCCCCCUAGUAUCAGGUUGA
This is a messenger RNA of Nicotiana tabacum (common tobacco), 2339 nucleotides long. NCBI's taxonomy places the organism in Eukaryota, Viridiplantae, Streptophyta, Magnoliopsida, Solanales, Solanaceae. The record is from RefSeq and is a predicted model, not a curated record.